Messenger RNA from Ascochyta rabiei, 849 nucleotides. RefSeq lists its product as uncharacterized. Lineage: Eukaryota; Fungi; Ascomycota; Dothideomycetes; Pleosporales; Didymellaceae. The transcript has a single exon. Bases 1 to 849 code for a protein of 282 amino acids. The record is from RefSeq and is a predicted model, not a curated record.
AUGGGAAUACUGAACCGGUCUUGCGAGUGCAAAAUCGAAUAUUGCAAAACCAGCCACGAAUACAGUAGAAUUCAGACUGAAUUGAACAUGAAAGGAAAUAUGAUAGUUCUCCACUUCUUGCACGGGAGUCUUGCAGAUUCAGACACGAGCUCAACACAGCUUACGGCGACUCUGAACUACCACACCACACUGCAAACGUUAAACCACACACUGCAAACGUUAAACCACACACUGCAAACGUUAAACCACACACUGCAAACGUUAAACCACACACCACAAACGACCAUGUCUACUGUCACCGACAUGUCUGCAUCACGCAUCACCGAGAAAGCCGAAUCCAUGCACGAUACCUCUCCGGCCUACGAUUUCACCUCACGACCGCCCCCAACCACCAGUCCAGAGCCUACACAGGAAGCACGCCCCCACUGUCCAGAAUGCAACGUCCCGCCCCGAGACUCACCAUGCGCGCAGCUCAUCGCAGUAGCAGCAACGAUAGCGCUCUGCAUCGCCCCGCCCCUCUUCGUGCUGGGCCUCUACCUCAACCCCACCGGCAGAAGCUCCACUGCCCACCACCACGCCACCACGCACCGCAGCAACCGCACACACGAGCCGGUCCAGCUCCGGCGGAGCUUCGUCCGCCGCAACACUGCCUUUGGUACCAACCUCAUGCUGUGGAUUCUCGUCUGCGGCAUGGGCGUCGCCAUGGUGGUGGGGCUGGGCGCGGGCUUUGUGCUAAGGAGGCGUGGACAGAUCCGUGUCCGGGAGCGAGAGAGGUGGGGUGCUGGAGCGGAAGCGCAGCGGGGGUUUGGUGGGGAGAGGGGUGUAGUGAUGCAGGCGGGAGGGUGUUAA